Molecule: messenger RNA, 1108 nt
Organism: Galeopterus variegatus (Sunda flying lemur)
Lineage: Eukaryota; Metazoa; Chordata; Mammalia; Dermoptera; Cynocephalidae
Product: olfactory receptor 10G2
Exons: 1
Coding region: 93-1049 (318 amino acids)
Biological process (GO): G protein-coupled receptor signaling pathway
Cellular component (GO): membrane
Molecular function (GO): G protein-coupled receptor activity; olfactory receptor activity
Source: RefSeq, a predicted model, not a curated record
AAUCAUCAGACAAAAGCAUUCUCUCACAACUUCGAUGUGCUGUGUUUCUCUUCUCUGUCUCCACCAUUCAUCUUAGCAGACUACAGAAAGACAUGGGAAACUCCAGAAACACCUCCCUGGACACCGUGGUGACAGAUUUCAUUCUCCUGGGCUUGUCUCACCCCCCGAACAUGAAAACCCUCCUCUUUCUGGUCUUCCUCAUCAUCUACAUCCUGACUCAGCUGGGGAACCUGCUCAUUCUGCUCACGCUGUGGGCCGACCCGAAGCUCCAUGCCCGCCCCAUGUACGUCCUUCUGGGCGUGCUCUCGUUCCUGGACAUGUGCCUCUCCUCAGUCAUCGUUCCUCGGCUUAUUUUGGAUUUUACUCCUGCCAGCAAAGCUAUCCCAUUCGGUGGCUGUGUGGCUCAACUGUAUUUCUUUCACUUUCUGGGCAGCACCCAGUGCUUUCUCUACACCUUGAUGGCCUACGACAGGUAUCUGGCAAUAUGCCAGCCCCUGCGCUACCCCGUGCUCAUGAGUGGGAGGUUGUGCACAAUCCUGGUGGCUGGAGCUUGGGUGGCCGGCUCCAUCCAUGGCUCUAUCCAGGCCACCCUGACCUUCCGCCUGCCCUACUGUGGGCCCAACCAGGUGGAUUACGUUUUUUGUGACAUCCCUGCAGUGUUGCGACUGGCCUGUGCUGACACAACUGUCAAUGAGCUUGUGACCUUUGUGGAAAUUGGGGUGGUGGCUGCCAGUUGCUUCAUGUUAAUUCUUCUUUCCUACGCCAACAUAGUCCAUGUCAUCCUGAAGAUACACACUGCUGAUGGGAGGUGCCGGGCCUUCUCCACCUGUGGUUCCCACGUCACCGUGGUCACGGUCUACUAUGUCCCCUGUAUUUUCAUCUACCUUCGGCCAGGCUCCAAGAGUCCCCUGGAUGGGGCAGUGGCUGUGUUUUACACUGUUGUCACUCCAUUACUGAACCCCCUCAUCUACACACUGAGGAACCAGGAAGUAAAGUCUGCUCUGAAGAAGAUAAUAGCAGGUCGAGGGACUAUGAAUGAACAUAAGUAACUACAGGCUCAGGGACCACCCGCAUCACCGUCACUACUACUCUUUUCAGCUACUGCUAC